This is a messenger RNA of Vigna angularis (adzuki bean), 2386 nucleotides long. RefSeq names its product homeobox protein SBH1. Gene Ontology annotation, biological process: regulation of DNA-templated transcription. Gene Ontology annotation, molecular function: DNA-binding transcription factor activity, RNA polymerase II-specific; DNA binding. The transcript is spliced from 4 exons. Gene Ontology annotation, cellular component: nucleus. The record is from RefSeq and is a predicted model, not a curated record. NCBI's taxonomy places the organism in Eukaryota, Viridiplantae, Streptophyta, Magnoliopsida, Fabales, Fabaceae. Bases 1028 to 2137 code for a protein of 369 amino acids.
AGACAUUCGGACUGUCCCACAAGCUUUACCAGCUUUAUUUACUUAACUGCAACACACGCUCCUUUUCUAUACUGAAUAAUCUCAUAUUAGAUGCUAUACUAUCGACACUGACUGAAUUCUAACUCAAACAAAAGGAACCAUAAUCAUGUAUACUUCCACACAACUUCUCAAUUAUAGAAAACUCAUAUACCACAACUCAAACAAUUUUUUCCAUUUUCAAAUUUAUCUCUUUCAUUUUUUCACUCUUCAAAAUUAAUCAAAACUGACUGUGGAAAUAGUUGCAAGGGUGAUUCCGUGUCAUCCAUCUCUUCCACUAUUCCAUCAUCCAUCAUCGUCAGUAUUUACUUGUUGCCUCUCCCUCGAUUUGAUCGUUCCUCUCUCUUUCUCUCUCUUCUGAGAAGUCAGAUUUGAGAAAGAAUUGCGCUGUUUGUUUCUCUCUCCUGCUUUUCUUUGCCAGUGGCGCAGUGCAGGAAACGAGGGGGAGAGUUUCAUUGGGAAGGUAAAAUCCACCCUUUCUUUGCACCAUUCCCUCAGCCAUUUACAUCACCAUCCACCACUCUCUUCUUUUCUUCUACUACAACAAACCCCAGUCAGUUUAUGCGUGCAUCUUUCCCUUUUUCUCUCUCUCUACUCAUGCUCCACUGAAUGCUUCAAUGGGUGGUCGUAAAGGUUUAUAAGACAGACCCAACACCCGUUUUUCCAAGCAAAAUUGUGUAGAUUUUGUCAGGAAAGAUAAAAAAACACAACGCCCUUCCACUUCGUGCAUCAGACCAGAACUACAGCACCAAGGUCACUGUUUUGGAUUUUUCUGUAAAAAGCCUGAAACUUGAAGCAUAAAAUCCGGGGGAAACCUGAAGACAACUCAUCUCCGGAGCAAAAGUAGAGGGAGAGGGAAAAAGGAGAGAAGGGUUUAGUAUUUUUUUUCCUCUUCAUGUGAUAAGGCCGAGGUUGUAAAUUUUUUAAUAUAAUAGGUUGGGGAAACGGAUAAGAGUGUGGAUGGGUGUGUUUGUGAAUUGGUGAGGAGGCAAUGGAGGGUGGUUCUAACGAGGCUUCUAGUGUGAUGGGUUUUGGAGAGAAUACAAGUAGUAGUGGGGUUUGUCCAAUGAUGAUGAUGCCUUUAGUGACUUCUCAUCAUGGUGGACAUCAUCCAUUAAAUCCUAAUCUUAAUAAUCCCAAUCGUAAUCUUAAUGAAAACACAAACACAAACACUCUCUUCAUUCCCAUGCCUAGUACUAAUAACAAUCACCACCCAAACCGCAAUAGCAUCCACGACAUUAACCACAACACCAACACCUCUGAGUUAGGGUAUUUCAUGGAGAUCCACAACCGCAACACGAACAACAACAACGAUGGAAGUUCCUCCUCUUCUUCUUCCGCUGUGAAGGCCAAGAUCAUGGCCCAUCCUCACUAUCACCGUCUCUUGGCAGCCUACGUCAAUUGUCAAAAGCAGGUUGGGGCGCCACCUGAAGUGGUGGCAAGGCUAGAAGAAGCAUGUGCAUCUUCUGCAGUGACUAUGGCAGGUGGAACUGCUAGAAUCGGUGAGGAUCCGGCGCUGGACCAGUUCAUGGAGGCUUACUGUGAGAUGCUGAUCAAGUACGAGCAAGAGCUCUCCAAACCCUUCAAGGACGCCAUGCUCUUCCUUCAAAGGAUCGAGUGCCAGUUCAAAUCUCUUACUAUUUCUUCUUCCGACACUGCUUGUAAUGAAGGUGGUGAUAGGAAUGGAUCGUCUGAAGAAAUUGAUGUACAGAACAACAUAAUAGAUCCACAGGCAGAGGACCAAGAACUGAAAGGUCAACUGUUGCGUAAGUAUCGGGGAUACCUAGGUAGUUUGAAGCAGGAAUUCACAAAGAAGAGAAAAAAGGGGAAGCUGCCGAAAGAAGCAAGGCAACAAUUACUUGAUUGGUGGAGCAGACACUACAAAUGGCCUUACCCAUCUGAAUCUCAGAAGCUGGCGCUUGCAGAAUCAACAGGGCUGGAUCAGAAGCAAAUUAACAACUGGUUUAUUAAUCAAAGGAAACGGCACUGGAAGCCUUCUGAGGACAUGCAAUUCGUGGUGGUUGAUCCAAACCAUCCACACUACUACAUGGAAAAUGUUCUUGCCAAUCCCUUUCCCGAUCUCUCCCACACAAUGCUCUAGAAAACCUUUUCCUGCCUUUCUGUUCUGUCAAAAUGCAAGCAAGGCCUUAUUGAUAUAUAAUAAGUAUCUUACUUUACUCGGUAACCAUAUUUACACUCUCAAAAAGGAUUUACCUUUUGCACUUGUAAUAUUAAGUCCUUAUUCAGUAAUUAAUUUUCUCCAGAAAAUCUGCAUCUUCAUACAAUAUUGUUGGCCUCGUAAAUUGUCUUAAAAGAAGUAUUUAUAUAUACGGUGUUUGUUUUUGUAGUA